ACUGGUUCUUUAGACCGUCUCCCCCUCCGCCUUGGCUUCAGCGUUUCCUCACUGAUGCAAGAUUAAACAAGCAGCAUAUUUGGGUCAAGGAGAGCGAUGUUUGCUAAUAGAGAUGCUGGGCGCAGCAUUCUGGGAGAGUGACUUCCCACGGCACAGGGUCCUUUGUGCCUUCAGCCGCAUCAUCUGCAGCAGGGUGGCUGUCUGGCACUGGCUCUUUCAUUUUGGGCAGGUUAGGAGGCUCAGAGCAAUCCCCGGCAAAUCCGAGGAGCCAGCACUUCCCCACCAACCCCAGGUUAAUCUUCUGCACAUUUGUUCUCUGUGCAGCAGUGAAGCAGAUCACUGGGAAAAAAUGACGUUUUCACGGUACAUCUGAGGUCUGCCAUCCCGCUUUUGCACCACCCACCUUCGUUUUUACACGGGGAGCCCGGAUUCUUUCUGUCUGUCAGGCUGUUGGGCAGGACCAGAUUCUAGUGUGACAGUUUGGCACUUUCCUUCUGUUCUGUGCCGGCAACUGCGUGUCGUGAAGAUGGUACAGUGGGAGCCUGUGUCUGAAGAGCCAAGGAAGCUGAUGUGGAGAUGGAGUAGAGAUUUCUAGAAAUCUGAACAUCCACACCCUGGGGAUGGGUUGCACGACCAGUGUGAUUCUCUUCAAAGGCAUCCGCACCGUUUUUGAGAGAAACUGUUCGUACAUGUGCAAGCAGCAAGGAGAAAGUAAUGCCCUUGAAUACACAGCAUACAAUUGGUCAAAAGAAGACUCAGAACUAUUGAUCUCCUCCUGCCUGGCAAAGCCAAAGCUCAUCGAACCGCUUGACUAUGAAAAUGUCAUCGUGCAGAAAAAGACCCAGAUCCUGAAUGACUGUCUGCGGGAGAUGCUGCUCUUCCCUUAUGAUGACUUCCAGACGGCUGUCCUGAGGCGGCAGGGACGGUAUGUCCGUUCCACGGUCCCCUCGAACGCAGAGGAGGAGGCACAGAGCUUAUUUGUCACUGAGUGCAUCAAAACCUACAACUCUGACUGGCAUCUUGUGACCUAUAAAUAUGAAGAUUACUCAGGAGACUUUCGACAGCUUCCGAGCAAACUGGCCAAGUUGGAUAAACUUCCAGUUCACGUCUAUGAAGUUGAUGAGGAGGCCGACAAAGAUGAGGAUGCUGCUUCUCUGGGGUCUCAGAAGGGUGGGCUCACCAAACAUGGCUGGCUGUACAAAGGCAACAUGAACAGUGCGAUCAGCGUGACCAUGAGGUCAUUUAAGAGGCGAUUUUUCCACCUGAUUCAACUUGGUGAUGGAUCCUAUAAUCUAAAUUUUUAUAAAGAUGAAAAGAUCUCCAAGGAACCCAAAGGAUCCAUAUUCCUAGAUUCCUGCAUGGGUGUGAUUCAGAACAACAGAGUCAGGCGCUUUGCUUUUGAGCUCAAGAUGCAGGAUAAAAGCAGUUACCUUCUGGCAGCAGACAGUGAGGCGGAGAUGGAGGAGUGGGUCACGGUUCUCAACAAGAUCCUCCAGCUCAACUUUGAAGCUGCAAUGCAAGAAAAGCGAAAUGGGGACUCUCAUGAAGAUGAUGAACAAAGCAAACUGGAAGGUUCCGGUUCCGGUUUGGAUAGCUACCUGCCUGAACUUGCCAAGAGCACCAGAGAAGCAGAAAUCAAACUGAAAAGUGAGAGCAGGGUGAAGCUGUUUUACUUGGACCCAGAUGCCCAGAAACUUGACUUCUCAUCCGCUGAGCCAGAAGUGAAGCCAUUUGAAGAAAAGUUUGGGAAAAGGAUCCUUGUCAAAUGCAAUGAUCUGUCUUUCAAUCUACAAUGCUGUGUCGCUGAAAACGAGGAAGGACCCACUACAAAUGUUGAGCCUUUCUUUGUCACCCUGUCCCUGUUUGACAUAAAAUACAACCGAAAGAUUUCCGCUGACUUCCACGUGGACCUGAAUCAUUUCUCAGUGCGGCAGAUGCUGGCUCCCACAUCCCCAGCUCUGAUGAACGGCGGCCAGAGCCCACCUGCCUUCCAGGAUGCCCUUCAUGCUGCAGCCAUGCAGUAUCCGAAGCAGGGAAUAUUUUCAGUCACGUGUCCUCAUCCAGAUAUAUUUCUCGUGGCCAGAAUUGAGAAGGUCCUCCAAGGAAGCAUCACGCAUUGUGCUGAGCCGUAUAUGAAAAGCUCAGAUUCGUCUAAGGUUGCUCAGAAGGUGCUGAAGAAUGCCAAACAGGCAUGCCAAAGACUAGGACAGUACAGAAUGCCGUUUGCUUGGGCAGCAAGGACAUUGUUCAAGGAUACAUCUGGAAACCUGGACAAAAAUGCCAGAUUUUCUGCCAUCUAUCGGCAAGACAGCAAUAAGCUUUCAAACGAUGACAUGCUCAAGCUACUUGCAGACUUCCGGAAACCUGAGAAGAUGGCCAAACUCCCAGUGAUUUUAGGCAAUCUCGACAUUACGAUUGAUAACGUCUCCUCUGACUCCCCCAAUUAUCUGAAUUCAUCAUAUAUUCCCAUGAGGCAAUUCGAAGCCUGCAGUAAGUCUCCGCUCACUUUUGAAGUAGAGGAGUUUGUGCCCUGCAUUCCAAGACACACCCAGCCUUAUACUGUCUACAGCAAUCACCUUUAUGUUUACCCAAAGUACUUGAAAUAUGACAGUCAGAAGUCUUUUGCUAAGGCCAGAAAUAUUGCUAUUUGCAUUGAGUUCAAAGAUUCCGAUGAGGAAGACUCUCAACCUCUGAAGUGCAUUUACGGCAGACCUGGUGGCCCAGUGUUCACAAGAAGUGCCCUUGCUGCGGUUUUACACCAUCAACAAAACCCAGAAUUCUAUGAUGAGAUCAAGAUAGAACUGCCGACCCAGCUACAUGAGAAGCACCAUCUGCUGUUCACCUUCUUCCACGUCAGCUGCGAUACCUCGGCGAAAGGGAGCACGAAGAAAAAGGACGCUAUUGAAACACAAGUUGGCUAUUCCUGGCUUCCCCUCCUGAAAGAUGGAAGGGUGUUGACAAAUGAACAGCACAUCCCUGUCUCCGCCAAUCUUCCAUCUGGCUACCUUGGCUACCAGGAGCUCAGCAUGGGCAGGCAUUAUGGUCCAGAAAUUAAGUGGGUGGAAGGAGGCAAGCCUCUGUUGAAAAUCUCCACUCAUCUGGUUUCCACGGUGUACACUCAGGAUCAGCAUUUACAUAAUUUUUUCCAGUACUGUCAGAAAACGGAAUCUGGAGCCCAAGCCUCAGGGAAUGAACUUGUAAAAUACCUUAAGAGUCUGCAUGCAAUGGAAGGCCAUGUGAUGAUCGCCUUCCUGCCCACCAUCCUAAACCAGCUGUUCCGAGUCCUCACCAGAGCCACUCAGGAGGAGGUUGCAGUUAAUGUGACUCGGGUCAUUAUUCAUGUGGUUGCCCAGUGCCAUGAGGAAGGAUUGGAGAGCCACUUGAGGUCAUAUGUUAAGUUUGCCUAUAAGGCUGAGCCGUAUAUUGCAUCUGAAUAUAAGACGGUGCACGAGGAACUGACCAAAUCCAUGACCACCAUUCUCAAGCCUUCUGCUGAUUUCCUUACCAGCAACAAACUUCUGAAGUAUUCGUGGUUUUUCUUCGAUGUGCUGAUAAAGUCCAUGGCUCAGCAUUUGAUAGAAAACAACAAAGUUAAGUUACUACGAAACCAGAGAUUUCCAGCCUCCUACCAUCAUGCGGUAGAAACUGUGGUGAACAUGCUGAUGCCACACAUUACACAGAAGUUUCGAGAUAACCCCGAGGCAUCUAAGAACGCGAAUCACAGCCUAGCUGUGUUCAUCAAGAGAUGCUUCACCUUCAUGGACAGGGGCUUCGUCUUCAAGCAGAUCAACAACUACAUCAGCUGCUUUGCUCCUGGAGACCCCAAGACUCUUUUUGAGUACAAGUUUGAGUUUCUCCGUGUGGUGUGCAACCAUGAACACUAUAUCCCUUUGAACUUGCCGAUGCCGUUUGGAAAGGGCAGGAUUCAGAGAUACCAAGAUCUCCAGCUUGACUACUCCUUAACAGAUGAGUUCUGCAGAAACCACUUCCUGGUGGGACUGUUGCUCAGGGAGGUGGGCACCGCCCUCCAGGAGUUCCGAGAGGUCCGCAUCAUUGCCAUCAGCAUGCUGAAGAACCUGCUGAUAAAGCAUUCUUUCGAUGACAGAUACGCGUCCAGGAGCCAUCAGGCAAGGAUCGCCACUCUCUACCUGCCUCUGUUUGGUCUGCUUAUUGAAAACGUCCAGCGAAUCAACGUGAGGGAUGUGUCGCCCUUCCCUGUGAACCCAGGCAGUAUUGUGAAGGAUGAGCCCCUUGCUGUGCCAGCCGGGCAUCUACUCAUGACACCACAGAAGGGAAACACACUUGACCACAGCCUGCACAAAGACCUCCUGGGCGCCAUCUCUGGCAUUGCGUCUCCAUACACAGCCUCAACCCCCAACAUCAACAGUGUGAGAAACGCAGAGUCAAGAGGGUCUCUCGUCAGCACAGACUCGGGCAGCAGCCUUCUGGACAGGAACCCUGAGAAGAGCAAUUCCCUGGAUAAGCAUCAGCAGAGCGGCACGCUGGGAAAUUCUGUGGUUCGCUGUGACAAACUGGACCAGUCCGAGAUUAAGAGUCUGCUGAUGUGCUUCCUCUAUGUGCUGAAAAGCAUGUCUGACGAUGCGCUGUUUACAUACUGGAACAAGGCUUCAACUGCUGAGCUGAUGGACUUCUUUACAAUAUCUGAAGUCUGCCUGCACCAGUUCCAGUACAUGGGGAAACGCUACAUAGCCAGGAACCAGGAGGGGUUGGGACCCAUAGGUCAUGAUCGAAAGUCUCAGACAUUGCCUGUUUCCCGUAACAGAACAGGAAUGAUGCAUGCCAGAUUGCAGCAGCUGGGCAGCCUGGAUAACUCUGUCACUUUUAACCACAGCUAUGGCCACUCAGAGGCGGAUGUCCUUCACCAGUCACUUCUGGAAGCCAACAUUGCUACCGAGGUUUGCCUCACCACUCUGGACACGCUCUCUCUGUUCACACUGGCCUUUAAGAACCAGCUCUUGGCUGACCAUGGACAUAAUCCUCUCAUGAAGAAAGUUUUUGAUGUCUACCUGUGUUUUCUUCAAAAACACCAGUCAGAAAUGGCUUUAAAAAAUGUCUUUACUGCCUUAAGGUCAUUGAUUUAUAAGUUCCCUUCAGCGUUCUAUGAGGGCCGAGCAGACAUGUGUGCCUCUCUGUGCUACGAGAUGCUGAAAUGCUGCAACUCCAAACUGGGCUCUAUCCGCACCGACGCUUCGCAGCUGCUGUACUUCCUGAUGAGGAACAACUUUGACUACACGGGGAAGAAGUCCUUCGUCCGGACACACUUACAGGUCAUCAUUUCUGUCAGCCAACUGAUUGCAGACGUGGUUGGCAUUGGAGGAACCAGAUUCCAGCAGUCCUUGUCCAUCAUCAACAACUGUGCCAACAGUGACCGGCUCAUCAAGCAUACCAGCUUCGCCUCUGAUGUGAAAGAUUUGACCAAGAGGAUCCGCACAGUCCUGAUGGCCACAGCCCAGAUGAAGGAGCAUGAGAAUGACCCCGAGAUGCUGGUGGACCUCCAGUACAGCCUGGCUAAGUCCUAUGCCAGCACCCCCGAGCUCAGGAAGACAUGGCUGGACAGCAUGGCGAGGAUCCAUGUUAAAAAUGGAGAUCUCUCUGAGGCAGCCAUGUGCUAUGUCCAUGUAACAGCCUUGGUGGCAGAGUAUCUCACGCGAAAGGAAGCUGACCUAGCACUCCAGCGGGAGCCAUCUGUCUUCCCCCACAGCCAUACCACCUGCCAGAGGAAGAGCCGGGGAGGCAUGUUCAGACAGGGAUGCACAGCCUUCCGGGUUAUCACACCGAACAUCGAUGAAGAGGCUUCCAUGAUGGAAGACGUCGGGAUGCAGGAUGUCCACUUCAAUGAGGAUGUACUGAUGGAGCUGCUGGAGCAGUGUGCAGAUGGACUUUGGAAGGCCGAGCGUUACGAGCUGAUUGCUGACAUCUAUAAGCUUAUCAUCCCCAUCUAUGAAAAGCGGAGGGAUUUCGAGAGACUAGCCCAUCUGUAUGACACGCUGCACCGAGCCUACAGCAAAGUGACAGAGGUCAUGCACUCCGGCCGCAGGCUCCUGGGGACCUACUUCCGAGUGGCCUUCUUUGGACAGCAAUACCAGUUUACAGACAGUGAAACAGAUGUGGAGGGUUUCUUUGAAGAUGAAGAUGGGAAAGAGUAUAUCUACAAAGAACCAAAACUCACGCCUCUGUCGGAAAUUUCUCAGAGACUCCUUAAACUUUACUCAGAUAAAUUUGGUUCUGAAAAUGUCAAAAUGAUACAGGAUUCUGGCAAGGUUAACCCAAAGGACCUGGAUUCCAAGUUUGCUUACAUCCAAGUGACCCACGUGACCCCGUUCUUUGAUGAAAAGGAGUUACAAGAGAGGAAGACAGAGUUUGAGAGAUGUCACAAUAUCCGGCGCUUCAUGUUUGAGAUGCCUUUCACCCAGACGGGGAAGAGGCAGGGCGGGGUGGAGGAGCAAUGCAAGCGACUGACCAUCCUGACAGCAAUCCACUGCUUCCCCUAUGUGAAGAAGCGGAUCCCUGUCAUGUACCAGCACCACACUGACCUGAACCCCAUCGAGGUGGCCAUUGACGAAAUGAGCAGGAAGGUGGCCGAGCUCCGCCAGCUGUGCGCCUCGGCUGAAGUGGACAUGAUUAAACUGCAGCUCAAGCUCCAGGGCAGCGUGAGCGUUCAGGUCAACGCUGGUCCACUAGCAUAUGCCCGGGCCUUCCUCGAUGAUACCAACACAAAGAGAUACCCUGACAACAAGGUGAAGCUGCUAAAGGAAGUUUUCAGGCAAUUUGUGGAGGCUUGUGGACAAGCCCUAGCAGUAAACGAACGACUCAUUAAAGAAGACCAGCUGGAGUACCAGGAAGAGAUGAAGGCCAACUACAGGGAAAUGGCCAAGGAGCUUUCUGACAUCAUGCGUGAACAGAUUUGCCCCCUGGAGGAGAAGACAAGCGUCCUACCAAACUCCCUGCACAUCUUCAACGCCAUCAGUGGGACACCCACGAGCACAGUGGUUCAAGGGUUGACCAGCUCAUCCUCGGUUGUGUGAUUUUACCUCACGAACCAUGUGUAGGGACAUGCUUUGUCAUGUGCAAACUCAGGAUGACUUCCAGAGCUAAUCACUGGUGUGGCCAAGCACAGGAAGAAGCCAUGGGGAACCCGACCGAGAGGGAGUCUGGACUGUGAUAUUUAGUAGCAGAUUUAUAGGAGUUGGGGGAAGGUGCACAUAUUUUUUUAAAUCUCACUGGCAAUAUUUAGUUUUCCUCAUGUCUUAACAGGGGUAUGUGGUGGACACUCUUAAGCUGUCGUUCAGUUUUAUUCUUUUUACAGCAUAGUAUUAAAUGGCCUAAAGGAGAACAGGAAGCCAUCAUAGGACAUUUUUAGCAGACACAGCAAGCACUGAAGCUGAGGCUGGGAACUAAGCGGAAAAAAUCUGGAAAAUAUUGUUUUCCUGUGGCACAUUCAGGUUGAGUACAAGAACUAUUUUUGUGUCUAGUUUUUGAUGACUGAAGGGAAUUGACUAUUGUAACUUUUGUACUAGUGAACAAGGAGACAUAGAGCCUUUAUAUUCAUGCCUUGUGUUGAAAACAUGAGAGCUUAAGAAGCUGUAUGUGAGCCUAAGCCAAGUCGAGCCGCGUAGAACCAAAGGCCUGUACUAACAAACACUACGCUAAAACCUAAAACCCAGUGUACAUACAGUUUGUUAAUACAGCCUCCUUGCUGUGUUCACACGCCUGUCACAUUUCUACGUUUUAAUACAUCCACUUCCACACUGUUCAUUGUGGGCCAUCUGUGCUGUUCUCAGUAUAUGCAAACACAUUGGACUUUACUGUUUUAUUCUUGUACAUAAGAAGUGCAAUAUGGAGAUGUAUACAGUCUUUGCUAUAUAUUAGGUUUAUAAACUGUUUAAAAUUUUCAUCCUUUUGCCAAAAUGGUGGAGUAUGUGAUUGGUAAACCCUGAAUCCUGUGGUAAGUUGGGAUAAUUUAAAAUUUUCACCAUGUUAUAUUUUCUUUGAAGACCUUAAUUCAGUAAUUUUAUAUUUGGAAAAAUAAAGGAUUUUAAUUUAACUGGAAUCAUUGCCCUGCUGUAAUUAAAUAUCCUGUACCCCAACUGUAUUAAAAAUAACAUUGUUGAUUUUCUGGUAAUAAACACUGGAUAUUU
This is a messenger RNA of Onychomys torridus (southern grasshopper mouse), 8159 nucleotides long. RefSeq names its product dedicator of cytokinesis 9 (gene Dock9). The record is from RefSeq and is a predicted model, not a curated record. Bases 621 to 7046 code for a protein of 2141 amino acids. Gene Ontology annotation, molecular function: guanyl-nucleotide exchange factor activity. Gene Ontology annotation, biological process: positive regulation of GTPase activity; small GTPase-mediated signal transduction. Lineage: Eukaryota; Metazoa; Chordata; Mammalia; Rodentia; Cricetidae. The transcript has 55 exons.